Molecule: messenger RNA, 2892 nt
Organism: Styela clava
Lineage: Eukaryota; Metazoa; Chordata; Ascidiacea; Stolidobranchia; Styelidae
Source: RefSeq, a predicted model, not a curated record
UGUUGGCCGCCGAUCAUGAACCGCAGAGUUUAUUUUACUUAACUAUAAAUCUCGUGGCCAUGUCGUCAACCACAGUGCAAUUACGAAAACCUCGGAGCUCGGGAGCAUCAUCUAGCGGAAAUAAAUUUGGGAGACCAAGAUCAUGGACAGAAUUCAAUACCAGAUUCCACGCUGUGUCGGUUCCAAUCGAUCUAACACCUGUUCCGAAGAUAAACGAUGACGUCAUCAAAAGACGCGAACCGAAUGAAUACAGGAAAAUUCGGCCGAAGUCCGCUUCUAUACUGGAUGGAGAGGACAGAAGUUUGAAGAUCGCGGGUUCGAAUCCUGCCGAGGGUACAGCAAGACCACCGUCACCGAAAUAUACAUCAUUUAUGGCUCCUAACCCGUGGCGUACUGUGGUUCCCAAACCCAAGUCACCUAAAAAAUCGCCUGAAAAGAGCAUAGGGGGUAAUUUUACUACGAAAGUGAAAACACAAUCAACCAAUUAUGAGAAAACAAUCGGCAAUUAUGACCGCACAACUAAUGAUUAUGACGUAAUAAGAAAUGCAAGGAAUGCUGAACCAGCAGACGAUACUUGCCCUCAGGCUAAUGAAACAGUCGGAAAUGGAUCAAAUAAAACGAAAAAUAACUCGUACGAGACGACAGUUGGACACUUUACUAGUUUAUCUGAUUCUGAAAGCAUUGAUUCUGCAGUCGUUGUGUCGUCUAGUAGCAGUCUGUACGGUACCGGUUCUGAAAAGUCUCCGAGCCGUUUCGAAUCUAGAACUUCAGGUGAAUUCGAUUCUACAAGUUCGAUUUCGGAUAAAAGUUCGUCCGAUUUCGGAAGUAAAACAGAAGAUCGGAAAUUUGAAAAUAUAAAUUUGGAAACGCAAGCAACGAAUUCGAAAGAAAUAGAAAACGCAGCGAAAAGUUCGUCUGACGCAGCAAGGCAGGAUACAAAACUGCGAGCCAGCAAUUUUACGCUGGAUUUGGUACCGAAUGUUGCCGAAAACAUUCCACAAAGAUCAGAAUUGAUUGUAGAAAAUUCAAAAAGUACCAGCAGGGCGAAAAGUACUACACUGCCGGUAGGAAAGCAGCCGCCGCCGACGAUUGUAAUUUCCAAGUCUGACGAGGAUAUGGAGUUCUGUGCUGAAGAUGAAACAUACAGGUUCGGGGGUCGGAGUUCAGAACCCAAAACCGGAAGUUACGUUGACAAAUCAUCCGUGCCUUCCCCCCUCAAAUCGUGUUACACGCCGGUUGCAAUUUAUGAAGAUUUUGUCGAAUAUUCGGAUUCGGAUAAUUCUUCUGUUGAUGAAAAUUCGAAUCGUGAAAUGUCGCGGAGUAAUAUUAGUUCACAUCUUGGUUACGAAGGAGAUAGAUCAACGGAAGAAUACACACCGAAAACCACGCCCACUCCACGCCUCCGCCAAUCAUUUAAGCGAACUGGUCAUGACGAUAAUGACAUCAUAGAUGACAACAAUAAUAACAAUCAGGAUACCAAAGGAAUGAAUUAUGACGUCACAUGCGGAACGUGGCCCAGAAGAAAGGCUAAGAAAAAAGGAGAUAUCAUUGAUGUGGAACAGUUAAUGAAAAAAUUUCUUGAAACGAGAGAAUCUCAUUUGGAAAGAUUCAAAAAUAUUUACGCAGAUUCGAGGAAAAGAAUUGAUGACGUAAUGAGGGGGUUAAAAGAAACUAUGACGCAAAAUGGUUACAGGGAAUGGUAUCCAAGGGUACGUUGAUUGACGUGAUAAGCCACGCCUACAAUCACUUCUAAUCCAAUGACUGAAGUGUUCAAUCCACGCCCGCUUUGACUAAUGGUGAGCCACGAUGCAAUCCCGAUGAUUGACUUAUAUAUGCCACGGCUAUUUUGGUGAUUGAUGUACAUAUACCACGCCCUUCACCAACGACACAUUUAUGUUAAAUAGCUUACCCUGGCACGCAGGACAGUCACACAACAUUUUUUAUUAUGAUUACCGAAGCCCUCAACGAAAAGAACACUGAAUGACGUACUUGGUAAAACACAAUAUUUAAUCAAGUCUAUGUAUAUGAAACAAAUAACUGGCUGACUAACUUCACACUCGACAUGGACUGGUAACCGGACGUGAGGCCGUGGUUCUCCAUACAAUUGAGCCGUCUUAUCGGCUCUUCUUUCCCUCGAAAUGAAUAUGUAAAUCCUAUCCUCAAACACGAUAGAAACAACGCCAGGUACACUAUAGCAGAAAAAUAACAAAAUAAAUUGAAUGGUCGAAAACUGGAAAUCACCACUUUUUAGCAUUCCGGGCUUUUAACUUUGCCCAGAGAAAAGUAUUUUUUACUUCCAAGUGCGCAUUCGGCCUUGCUUCAUGUCUACUCGCGUUACUGGCGUGCCAUACCCCGCCCUUCAAUGUUUGCCUGCUGCAAAAUGCUUAUAUUUCAGCGCUAUCUGCUAUUCCUCCGCUGCUAAUUAUUUUCUAAUCUGUUUUUUUUGACGAGGUUAUUUUCUCAUUUUGUUAAAUUGUUGACUGUUUGAUUAAUACUUAAGUAAAUAGGGCCCGAUAUUUCGCCCAAAAUUUUACUGUUUUUAUUUUGCUUCGUGAAAAAAAAAACUUUUAUAUGAUAUAUGGAAACUCUCUUCUAUUAUGACUAUUCGUUUGAUUAAACCUUAAAUGAAUUCUUAAAUAACAUUUCACUUCAUGAAAACACUCUUAUAUUUGGGCAUUGCUCUCUUGUGUUACCAAUCGGUAUUUUUCAUGAAAACAACCUAAAAAUCGAUAAAUAAAUUAGUUAUAACAAGUUAGUAUUAACGUUAUUCUACCGUCUUAACAGUGUCUAUAAAAUCGCUUUAUUUUGUUUAAAAUAAAAAAUUUCACAAUACACUCAAUUAGAAUUGAUUCACAAUCUGAAGGGAAAAGAAUGCUGAGUGAAGGGUAUGUA